Ahaetulla prasina is the source of this 6899-nucleotide messenger RNA. It is a transcript of the gene TMEM163, whose product is annotated as transmembrane protein 163. The coding region runs from base 1 to 837 and encodes 278 amino acids. Gene Ontology annotation, molecular function: zinc ion binding. Gene Ontology annotation, cellular component: synaptic vesicle membrane. The record is from RefSeq and is a predicted model, not a curated record. The transcript has 8 exons. Lineage: Eukaryota; Metazoa; Chordata; Lepidosauria; Squamata; Colubridae.
AUGGAGGCAUUUCCAGUCGGGGACAAGCUGGGCAGCACCCCAGAACCCACCAUUUUGCAGCCUGCCGGGACCGCUCCCCCGCCGGCUUAUCCUGCCCUCGAGUCGCAACAAGGCGAGCACCUGCGCGUCGGGGAGGACGUCCAAUUCAGCGAAGAGGUGGAAGACCGAGGUUUGCUAGAAAGCAGUACAAGAUUAAAACCUCAUGAAGCUCAAAACUAUAGAAAGAAAGCAUUGUGGGUUUCGUGGGCCUCCAUUGUUGUUACACUGGCUCUGGCGGUGGCUGCUUUCACUGUCUCUGUAAUGAGGUACAGUGCUUCAUCAUUUGGAUUUGCAUUUGAUGCUAUUUUGGAUGUGUUGUCUUCAGUGAUAGUUCUGUGGCGUUACAGCAAUGCAGCAGCGGUUCAUUCGGCGCACAGAGAAUAUAUAGCUUGUGUCAUCUUGGGCGUGAUAUUUCUUCUGUCCGCUUUAUGUAUAGUGAUCAAAGCCAUCCAUGACCUUGCAACUAGGUUGCUUCCAGAAGUGGAUGACUUUCUAUACAGUGUUUCGAUUUUAAGUGGAAUCCUUUGUACUUCUUUAGCAGUGAUCAAAUUUAUGUUGGGGAACGUCCUUACAAGCAGAGCAUUGUUAACAGAUGGUUUCAACUCUCUGGUGGGAGGAAUUAUGGGCUUUUCCAUCCUCCUGAGUGCAGAAGUUUUUAAGCACAAUGCUUCUGUUUGGUACUUGGAUGGAAGUAUAGGAGUUCUGAUUGGACUUACAAUAUUUGCCUAUGGUGCCAAGCUGCUUAUGGAUAUGGUUCCCCGUGUACGGCAAACACGUCAUUAUGAAAUGUUUGAAUGAAGGCAACUCAGCUAUUGGACUUGAAUACAUUUUGCAGGAUUUGAAAACAUCCUACAUCCUGGCAAGUGGGCCAGUCCUACUUGCAAGAUUGAAUUUUGCUGUUGUUCAUGUUAUUUUUGCAUCAUCAUUCAAGGAGAAACCAAUCUGUACAAAUAGGCAAAUACAUGCACUGCUUAGAUCUCUGCAAUCGCAUUUGGCAUACGCUCCCCCAAAUCUAGCAAGCUGCAAUAGAAAUGAAUAAGACUUCUAAUCCUUUUUGCUACAUGUUUAAGUGAUCAGGCCUCUCAAGUCACUUGACAGCUGUCCAUUUAACGGGGCCAAAUUAAGAAGAAUCCCAGUCUGACUGUGACUGUUAAAAGACAAACAUGGAGCUUGAGUUUCCCCAGGAAAAGGGACUAAUCUUUUAGUUCUGUUACUCCUAAAAUUCACAACGGAUGAAGGGCAGCACCUCAUUAGUGUCUCGUGAAGUCAAGGGUGUUUUACACACGGUUACAACAAAUCAGAUUUGCUAUUUUUAUUGAUUCAGUAUUAAAAAUAUGAAGUAUUUUCUUCCUACGAGAUGCCACAGUUUCAAUAAAAGGUGCAAUUCACUCCCUCAAUUGCUCAAUCUCAAAUUUUAGGACAUGGUUUCAUUUCAUAGUUUAUUAAAGUAUUUAAAAUAUGUCUGUCUAAUUCUCCCCAUUCCCUCUUUUUCUCUCCCUCUCUGAGUCUCUCUCUCUCUCUCCCUCUCUCCCUCCCUCACUCUCCCCCCCCUCUCUUUCUCUUUCUCUCUCUCUCUAUAUAUAUAUAUCAAGCAACACAUUUUAAGCUGCACAGUCAAAAUAAGCACAAAGUGUUCAUGUACAGUUAAAAGCCAAAAAAGGAUUGAGGUUUAAUGUGUUGAUUUAUAUUAUGCACUUAUGUAGCAGUAUGUCUGGCCAAAACACGGGUGUCCUGUGGAAAUCAUGGUUCCAUUCUGACGGUAAUGUUGACUCUAACUAUGAAGAAUUAGGCUUUUCUAUAGAUAUUCACGUGCUCAUUCAUUUUAUGUUAUUUUAACAUCUGUUUUACAACAUCCAAUUCCCACCUUGUAUAAUAUAUAAAAUGUUUCUUGUUUUAUAAAGGACCUAUAACUAACCUUUAAAAAAGCGGUGUAUAUAGUACAUUAAAGUCUUCCUGUACAGAAGCACCUCCCAUAGACAGGUUACUUCCGUCAAUUUUUGUAGGUGGAAUGUUUUAGCACAAAUUUAACAUAUGAUUAAGUAAAUUAUGUUCUGAAGUUUACUGCUUAAUCCACAUGUGUUAUUAGCUCCUGUAGUUUGAAAAUGGUACAUUUGUAAAGAGGAUAAAGUAAUUUUAUAUCUGGCAAAAAGUGAAAAGUUUAUUGGAAGUAUGUAUAUUGGUGUGGAAUAAUGAUUUGCAGAGGGGCAUCAAAUUUGCAAAUGACACCCCCUACUGUCAUUUACUGAUUUCUUGCUUCUAUAUGCCAUGUUUUGCUGAAUGUAUUUUUGUGGAAAUGCAAAUAGAAACUAAUAGAAGGAAUAUUUAUUUCAUUUCAUUUCAUUGAAUCGGAUGCAAUCUCAAUUAUUUGUUUGAAGGUGUUUCCAUAGGAAUAUUAAUCUCUUCAGUACACUUCAUCACCUCGGACAGAAAUUGUCCAGCCUUGUGGUAAUGUUUUUUAUUCCAUGCAGUCUUCUGAAAUAAAUGCAUUGAACAUGAUCCAAAAUUAGUAUGUAUCUUGACGUGGUCAUAGAAAUAACUUUCUGCACAGGGUAAAUUAAGCUAGCAGCUCAUUAAUUUACUGAGUUUUCUAGAGGGAUCGAUGGCUGGAUUAAACCCUCUGGCAACUUAAAAGCUAACAAAUGUAUUAUUACAUGAAAGGUGUUUUUGAGUAUUUUGACAAAACAAGUUAUGGUCCACCAAAAGCUUAUGGAGGCUAUAUAGGUUAUAGCAUAGUCCUUUGCCUUAGUAUGGAUGACUACAUGGCCAUUUAAAACUUUCACAAAUCUUCCAUGAACUGAGAUUCAAUAAUCUCAUGACAAUGUUCAUGAUGAUGUAAGGGACAAAAAGGUAAAGGUAAAGGUUUCCCCUGUCCAGUCAUGUCCAAGAUUAGGGGGCAGUGCUCAUCUCCAUUUCUUAGUUGAGAGAGCCAACAUUUCCAUGGUCAUGUGGCCAGCAUGACUAUAUACUGAGGCAUAUGAAACAUGUUACCUUCCAAAGUGGUACUUGUUUAUCUACUGGCAUGCUUUUGAACUGCUAGGUUUGCAGGAACUGGGGCAGGAACAGGAGCUCACUCCAUUACGCAGUAGAAUUCAGGUCUCAAACCUGAGCUGUCAAUUUUCCGGCUGACAAGCUCAGAAUCUUUAACAGCUGAGCUUUUGCACCACCUGUAGAGACAACAGGUGUCCAAAUUCCAAUAUUAUGAGAGCCACAAAAUUUCAAACAUUAAACUUUUAAAACAGCUUUGACAUCCACAAUUGCAGUAUCCAUAUGGAUAAAUUGGAAACAAUUGGCCUGAAUAGGCAAGCAGCAUAUAUUCCUAUUUGCAUAUAAAUACAAAAAUGUAUCAUCUCAGUUUUCUCAAUUGUGCAAUAAGCAUUCAUCAAUUAUCAGUGAGCAGGAAAGGUGAGUCACAAUAGAAUUAGAACUGUUACAAUUGAUACACUCCCAUGAUGCCAUUUUAAGAAAAUCAAAGUUAUUCAAUAUAUCGUUAAAUUUAAAUGUAGACUUACAAAAUAAUAAUAGCAUCAUGGGGGGGCCCCAGUGGUAUUGUUUAACAAUGUAAAUAACUUCUUGCAACUUUUCAGUGGUAAGUAGAACAGAUAGCGAAAACAAGUUAAUUACUGAAAAAUAAGAUGUUUCCUAAUGAUAAUGAAAGCCUGCGUGUUCACUCUUAAAAAAUUCUUGUGAUCAAAUCUGUAAAUUUUCCAGACAACAAUUUUCUGGAACAAAAUUGAGCAGGAAACAUUUUGCAAAUAAAUCCAAAUACUUAGUUGUUUUCUUAAAGUGCUUUUGGAGUGCCUUCAGUUGAACUUAAAACACGUACUAAAAAUUUACCCAGCUCUUACUGAACAGAAUGGUGAAAGUAAUCUACUUUAUCUACCUUAUUUCCAUCACUGGCUUCACAAUGAGGGGCGUCUAUGUAUUUAAUGCCCGCAGAGACUGUUUUUGGAUGUUUUCUCCCACUGCAGCUAGAUUGAGGUAUUAUGCCGACAAGUGAUUAGCAAGAAUAAGCAGAUGUGGGAAUUUGCACCUGCUUAAGUUAGAUAUGGGAAAAACCCAGGAGUGUGUAUUUUUGAAAAUGGAAUUCUUAAAUUCACAUGAAGAGCUUUAUGUUCACUAGUUUUUUUCUUUGAAGAAUAAUUUUCACUUCUGCUGUGAAGUAUUAUUAGAGCUGCUCUCAAUUUUAAAAAUAAUAUUGGAUAGAUGGUACUAGCAACUCAUGCAAUCUAAUCAAGUACGUGACAUAUAAUUCCCAAAUCAUUCUUUCCAUGCCAAUUCCCCCUCAUCCAAGUUGUUAUGAUAGAUGCUAAUUCUAGAUUUUUUAGAAUUUCUUACGAUUCCUUCUUUGAACAUGUUUACAUGGAAGAAUCAAGCAAAAAUAAACUGGAUCCUCUUUAAUUUAUACAGAUUUACUGUUUUACAUUGCUUGGUUCUUCCAAAUGGCUUCAUCCAGUUCUCUCUUCACUGCACCUGCCAUUUUCAAAGUUUUCUUAUAUUGAUUUUCAUUGUAAUUUAUUUGAUAGAGCCACUCAGAGUUAUUGAGGGUCUGCUAGCAUACAAAUUAAAAAAAUUACCUGAAGAAAGGAUAAAGUCACUUUAAAGCAAGAUGUAUGUUCGUCUCGUCAUUGCAGAUUGUAGAUUCACAAUAUCAUGAUACCUUUCCUGUGCAGGAGGCUGGGAAUUGAAUUUUAAUAGAGUAAUGGAGAUAUGCUCAGGCAUGCAGAAGAUGGAAUGAAUGAACUGUACUAUAGUGUCAUCCCAUUAACAAAGUUCUUAAGUGAAAAAGCAUCAUGACAUCAGAUUCUCUCUUCCCCUGCAGUGUACGACUUCAAUUCUCCAGAUGAGUGGGAGCCUUAACAGAUUUUUUUUAAACAGAAUGGGUUUUGCGGCAAACAAGCUAUGGAGAAGUUUUGUAGCACAUGGUUUUAUAUUAUGAAUUAUUAGAAGUGUUUUACAUGUCAGCGCUGAACAAACUACAAAACCAAGAACAAAAGACACUAUGAAAAAAGUCAAUUUUCAAAAGGAUUCAAGGAGACAUUUACCUCAGGGUGCAAGCAAUUAGUUGCUGUCUUCACUGAAAAUACUGGGCAAUUUGGUUUUCCUAUCAAAGUGGGUUUCUUUACUAUCUGGAUACACAAACUAAAUAACUUUAUUUCCUCAGUCUAUGUAGGUUUGUAUUUAAUUUCUGUAGCAUAUUUUAUUCUACAUAUCUGGAUUAGAAUAUUUAUGCCCAGUUCACUUGCUAUAUUGUUUCGCUAAUGGAACUGCAAUUUGUUAUUUGAUCACUCUUGCUUUUCUAAUGUUUUUGGGUUAAAUACAAAGAACAAAUCAAUAGUAGCAAUCAUCAAAUCAAAGUUUAUAGUACUGAUAUUUAGAAGUCCUAAAUUAUUCAGAAAGAGUGCAGUACAGGUAGUCCUCAAUUUACAACAAUUCAUUUAGUGACUUCAAAGUUAUAAAGGUACUGAAAAAAGUGAUUUCACUUAGUGACCGUUGCAGUAUCCCCAUGGUCACGUGAUUUACAUUUGGAUGCUUGACAACUGAUUCAUAUUUAUGAUGGUUGCAAUGUCCUGGGGUCAUGUGACCUAUCUUUUGCAACCUGACAAGCCAAGUCAAUGGGGAAGACUUACUUAACAACCGUGUUAUUAAUUUAACAACUGCAGUGAUUCAUUUAACAAAUGUGACAAGAAAAGUUGUAAAAUGGUUCAAAAUUUACAUAACAAAUUUCUCAUUUAGCAACAUCAAUUCUGGACUCAAUUGUUGUCAUAAGUCGAGGACUACCAGUACAUCAGCACUAUGCCAUGAAACUUAUCAUGGACUUUAACCUCUUUUUCCUUUUAUAAAGCAAAAGCGGUUUUCCCUAGUUGUGAGUCUUCCAAUUCUGGAGGUUUUAAAGAAGAGAUUGGACAAUCAUUUAUCUGAAAUGGGUUUCCUGCCUGAGAAGACCUCCAAGGUCCCUUCCAACUCUGUUAUUCUGUUAGUUGUUUGGGUUAUCUAGCACAAAACUAUUACAAAAGCAUAGAACAAUGAAAUCAAAGUAUAUGCAUCUAUUAAGACCCAUGGUCUCUCCUAAAUCCUCAGGGUUCUAAAUGUAAUUUAUCAAUUGAGAAUACGAAGCAUGAUUAUGAGGGUACACAUAUAGGUCUUCAUUUAAAUACAGUUCAUGAUUCUGUACCAUUUAAUAUUUGGAAUUGACUGACACUGGUCUUUUAUUUUCCAUUUAGAACUUUUAACUUAAUCCCCACCAAAGCCUACAGAAAAUCAGCUGGGAUAUCUUGUUUCUUUGUUUUCUAACAUGUGGUACAAAUAGUGCAUUGAGAAAUUCAGUAUGCUGAGAUUCCUUCAAGCACACACAUCGAUAAGCAAUGUGGGAUUUUUGGUGCUGGGUAUACAAUAUUCUCUCUUCUUCCAAAAAAACCCUCUUUGAAACCCAGAUGAUUAAUUUUUAUUAUAUCUAUUAUACCUCAAAUCUAGUUCUAAUAUUCAUAUUUCUAUUAGCCAUUAUUUGAACAUUCAAUUUAUAAAAAAUAAAGGCACCAAUAUUAACACAAUAGGUGAGAUACCACCAUGGAAAAACCAAACGCAACCCACAACUAUUAAGUGUAUUGAUGAAUUACAUAGGAGACAAUAUAAAAUAUAUUUGAGAUAAAAGCUAUAGAUAGAUGUACAAAUCAACUUGAGUAUAUGAAAUAAAUGAGGUUUUUAUUGGCAUUUUUAAACAGUGUAUUCAUUCUUUUCAAAGGCAAUGUUAUUUUUAAAAUAAAUUAUGCAAAUGCUUUCUCAGGUUUUGGUAAUCUCAGAUUUUAAAAAUAUCAGUUCAAACAAUAAUGUUCUUGACACAUGAAGAUUUAUAGCUUUAGGAU